CGAGUCCGUAAUUAGUCAACUGAAAUCAUCGGAAAGCCACGCAGUCCGUGAAUGAAAGUGAAAAGUAAAAAGAUCUCAUUAGCGCCGCGCUAGUGCGCGAUCAUUCGAAGUAUAAACCAUGAAGAUAAAAUUAUGCAACCUGCGGUCGGUGCAGGAUAUCUUGUGGUAUCAAUGGAUCGGAUCAAUAGGAGUAAUGCUGGCGUUGACAAUAUCCGGAAUAAUGGCCGGCAUGUUCUCGCCGCUGAUAGCUCAGCUUACCGCGGACAACUCACCUCUUCGAAUGACGUCCUCCGAAAUUUCAUGGAUGACGUCAUCGUGGGGGGUAGCCGCCGCCGUAGGGGCGAUCCUUGGAUCGUUCGUCGCCGUUCCAUAUUUCGGCUCCAAAAUGACACUGGUCGUAACUAGCAUUCCAUUCGGGGUGUCCUGGAUUCUUCUGAUCCUCGCAGAUUCGCCAGCUUGGAUACACUCGAUGGUCAUAGUUCAUGGGUUAGGACUUGGUCUUGCAAUAAUGAGCUUUCCCAUUUACGUGGGGGAAGUAGCCACCUCAGCAUCUCGAGGUACAUUUGUAAACUUCGCGGGAAACGGUCCCAUCAUCGGUUCUCUUAUGGGCAACUUAUUGACCACCAACCUGUCCACGACACUGUGCGGCUUAUCAUUUCUGGCGCCUACUAUUCUCUACGUCAUUCUGUUAUUAAGUGUACCCGAAUCGCCAUACCACCUGAUAAGUACGAAGCAAUUUGACAAAGCCAAGGAGUCGAUAAUGAAAUACAAUCCGAAGGUCUCCGUUAACGAAGAGUUUCUCUCUAUAAAAGAAUUCAUCGCUAGCUCAAACACGAUCACAUUUUGCGAUCAAUUACGCGAGUUCAAAAGUCAGCAGCAAAAAAAGUUUGAAAUCAUUAUAAUAUUGCUGCUGCUAUUCGUACAAUUCGGUGGCGUUCAACCCAUACUAUUUUACAACGAAAACAUUUUGACGAAAGGUGGAGUGAACGUUAUGAAGCCCUCGCUCGUCGUAACUCUAUCUACCGCGAUCAGCAUUGUUGCGGGGUGGAUUUUCGUGGAUUUAGUCGACAGACUUGGUCGAAGGCUAUUGUGGAUAAUUGCCGCCGCAGGAAGUUGCUUAUGCAUGCUCGCGAUAGGGAUACGCUUUUCUCUUUUGGGUACAGCCUAUGAUAUGGACGCGUUGCAAUGGCUACCGAUUUUUUCGAUUCUAUUUUGGCGGAUAUUCGUUCACUCAGGGCUAGUCGCAGUCGCUCAUAUCUAUCAGAGUGAACUUUUGUCUCCGAAUAUCAAGACCCUAGGAAUUUGUGUGGGAAACAUUUGCUCGGGCAUAUUCGCAACCAUCGCCAAUACAGGCUAUCAGCCACUAAUCGACAACUUAGGUUAUGAUUCUGUAUUUUAUACCUUCGCGGCGUUUAUGGCGCUAGCUGUAAUUUUCGGCUGCACCUCAUUACCGGAGACGAAGGGUAAGAGCUUACAAGAGAUUCAAAACAUGCAGAUUAAUCAACUUGGCAUGGUGGGCGUAGUAGACAGAUCAUGAAAUAACCUGGAGAUGAUAAAUCUACAGCUUGAAUUGUACAUAUAACCAUACAAAUUUGAGCUGCCAAUCAGAUUCUUGUACAUACAUACGUGCACCCGGUUAGGUCGAUUGCGAAUCGCUUCGCAAGCGCGCGUUCAAAUAACUUUUUCGCGUGGCGAAAAGUUGUCCAAGUCGUUCACGAUCAACCUAACCGGGCGUACAUGCAAAUAUUUAGAAUUUCAACACUGGGGUACGAGGUUUUUUUUUGCAUGACAUUUUUUUUUUUUCAUCUAUGUCACCAUGCGCUAGUUCGGGUAACGAUAAAGUAAUCAGACAACUGACCACGUUCUGUAACAUAUCAUACGAUCCAGACGGCUACUUUGUCACGUAGGGCCCCGGGCAAGAAUUGCUGAUCGAGCUGGCACUAACUCUAUAACUCCAUAUAGAAAAGUAACUGUCGAUUGGAUGAGCGCCGAAUAUCAGCCCUCCUUAUCCAUCAUCUUUGGAAACAUAGGGUAUGACGAUAGUGGACAUGGGGGAUGGGAUAAGGGGAAUUCCAUCUCAAUAUUUUCAAAAGGGAUAGUAUUCUCGGUACGACUAAAGUUGAAUUCGAAUGCAGUGACCUCGAGAUAUUCCUGAACUGUAAGAUAUAAAACAAAUGAAACUUUGGUCUCUCGUUCAUCUAUCUUCCAACCGUAGAUAUAUCGUUGUUUUUUCGUCCGAAAUUCUACAUGAGAAGUAAAUCGGCUCUUGAUUUCACUCCAUGACGAAUAUUCGAUAACCAAUGAAAAACUUUUCAUCAUUCUUCAUCUCCUGAUUAGUAUACACGAUUACUUUUACCACGGAAUCAAUUUCAUAUCUUCAGUACUUCGCCUUCUUUCACCGUCACAUUUACUCUCAGUGAGUUUAGUCUUGGAUUACUUAUAGAUCCAAUCUACCAAUAAGGUCGAAAAAUAGAGACUCUACCUUGGGUGAAUCAAAUUCAAUAAUUAUUUAAAUUUUGAAAAUACAACGCGCUUCACUUUAUGAGCAUUACUUAUAGGUUCUCAAAGGGUUUCUGCUCGCUUAACAAACACAAGCAGCGUGGCACUAUAUCUUCGCAAUUACCUUGAACGGAAAUGAUUCUAGAUACAGUAGAUAGAAUAUCUAAUGAAAUGUAAUUAUCCUAAGAAUAUACGUGAUUCAAUUAGAUGUAGAAUAUUGUGUGAGAAACUGUCAGAAUUUUCAAAACCAUUUUAUGGUAUUUGUAUUACGGUUAAAAUAUAUCCAACCAUAUAGAAUUUCUGAGUCUUGCUAUCCGCUAUAUUUCAUUGAAUCGGCGUUACACCGAAAUUGUUAACAAUGAAAGAAACGCUGAAGAAAAAGUUUUAUACUCUUAUACUUUUCAUGAAUAAGUAAACUAGCUCAACUUCCAAGUUGAACCGCAUAUUUUUAUUUUAUUUCAGGUGAUCGAUUGGCACCCCGAUAAUUCUCGGAAAAUCAAAGUUCUAAAUGUAGAGUGUCGCUUCGGUUCACUAUUACCAUCGUUUCAUAAAUCACGUGGGAUUUUUAUAGCGCUCACGUUUGGGACGUAAAUUAUAUGUAUAUGGUAUUUAUGAAAUGCAAAUUUGUAAUUCACCUUUAGUCGACCCAUUCAGUCAACGAUCGAGGUGCUUGUUAAACGUGCAAACGUAACAUAUAUUACGCAUGCAUAAUUGAUGGUGACAGACAUGUCGGGGGAAAAAUGGAAAAAAUUCGCACUUCACGUAUCGUUCGUUUGCGUUUGCAUCUCGCGUUGCUCUUUCAACACGUGACAAAUGAAACAGUCGAACUCUAAAGAAAUUCGACUGCUGAAAACUUCAGAUUUCAUAUACGUCAAAUAAUACCCGUGGACUUGACGUGAUUUGAAUCUUCGUACGACUUUCGAAAGAAAAAGAACGAAACAAUUAUUCAUUAGGUGUAGUUUUCAGAAGUUUUUCAACCACCAAAAUCGCAGCACACUAUGGAAGAACCUGUGAGAAAGUCUUUGCUCCAAUAUGUACGGGAAAAUUUAGCAGCGGCCAAUAGGGUAAGACGAACAUGAGCACAAUCAAACGAACGGGAUGAAACCGCUAAAAAAAUAUCUUUCCAUUUUACAAACAAAAUCGUCGCUACGAAUAGGAGCUCCUACAGUCUCAAAUUUCUCCACUGGUCUUAAAAGUUACUUUUGGUCAAAAAAUCUUCAAAAGUAGAAUGCUUAACCUUUGAUAAUAAUUGUUUCAAGAGUGAAACGACUUUGAUCUUAGAACGUAAUUUGUGCUUUGUGUUCGGCAGUCACAAAUGUCACUGACAACCCAAUCUCAUUUGACAAAUUGAAAACGGAAAAUUUAAGAAAUACCUUGAACAAUGUCCACAUUUUUCGUGUCAUGUACGUACAACGCGUUAGUACGGUUUGGAGAAUACUUAAUUUCAUAUUCGGAUGGCAAGUUCAGCACCGGUAGUCUAUUCCCCCCCGGUUUAUUAGAGUCGGUUUGAUCAUUGAUUAGAGACAUGCAAAUUGCAGCAGGUACGCGUGUCGUUGAAUGGGUAUAAUUAGCGUAUAGUAUUUGGUUUGCGUUUCCAAUCGUCGAUGAGCAUCGGCUGUCGGCUUUGUCAAAGGCUGCUCCGUAGCAGACAGUACAAAAGAACUGCCAAUCCGCCAAAAUCCAAGGAUAUAGCCCUUCCUGCCCUCCAUUCAUAUCACACGUGCCUUGAAUUUCCAGACAACGUUUCUGCAGAGGAUAAUAAUAGUCGGUCGACACCAAUCCAGACCCAGCGAAAUCGUUGACUCGCAUACAAAAAUAAUUGAUUAUCUCAGCGCGGAUUACGUCGAUGAACCUAUCACGGGAUUGCUUCUGGUUUAUAAGAGCAACUUCUUUCACGUCCUAGAGGUAAUCCUGGGUAGAUUUCGGUGGUUGAUAGUUACUUUUCUUUUUUUCUUUUCUCUUUCGAAAUAAUACUCGUCAGCCGUUGUCUGCCGUUGUUUGACACAAUAAGGUGUUUUCAGGUAUCGGAAUACACUUUUAUCAAGGCCUUGAAAAAAUUCCAACAGAUAAAUGGAGUGUCGAUAAAAAUAUUGCCUCCGAUGCAUCAUAUCAGCGAGGUAAUAACAGCGCAUUCCUCGAGCUCGUUUUGGGACGCUCGACGGAAAUCGUCAAUUCGUUCUAUAAAAUUGAUCCGAUGGAUUCUUACCUUGGCUUGAAUUUUCCCGAUUCCCGUAAAGACUGAUCAUACUUAGACAAAGCAAUGGCCCUUGAAUAUUGAAUUCUUUGAUCGCGACUGUCGAAUGGGUCCGUUGGGACCCAUGCGUUUCUAUUGCGUUCGUCCGCGAAUAGCGGAGCCCUUACUAAUUCCAAAGGGAGGACCACGAGUCUCCCAGAGCAAGCGCUUUGACCCUAUGGUAUCGCGGAGAGAAUGUCCGACGUUUUGGGGGCGCCUCCGGAUCUAAUACCUUAUUCAUUUACCUAUUCUGUAUAAUCUUUUAGAGAUUUAUUCCUCUUAAAUGGAUUGGAAAAACGUCACAAUCACCUUUGCUACUCGAACACGACCUUCCCAAGGGCUGGGAUUUCGAGACGGAAGGCUCGACCCUUUUAAGCUUUCAAAACAAAGUCUACAAGUUGUGUCAACAUCUUUACGGAUUUGAAGAUAAGGUGAGCGGCUGCAUCUCGCAGUUCGAUGCAUCGGAACUCGAAUGUUCUGUUUUGCUUAUUUGAUUUUUUUUUUUUCUUUUUAUCCCUCUCGAGCAGCGGGGAACGGAGGUUUUGUCUUUUCGAUAGAGCCCCCAACCUUCCCAGUUCUAAUUGAAUAUUUAUUUUGCUUCAAAUAUCGGCGCCGGCGUCUACGGUACGACUGAAAUUGUUAAAAUCAGCCAGCCCUUCUGGCUGCGGAAGUAGACCACCUCUUCGAACGUGUUCCCCAUCUUUUGCCAGAAGCUGCCAUCAUUGAAUACAUCAUGAACGGUCUCUACGUGGGAGGGUUUGACUUGAUCGAAAAAUUUAGUUUCGACAGCCGUACGUACAGUAUAGCCUUCAAACGAUUCGCGGUCUGUUCAACCCUCGACGGAAUUUGAGUUUACGACCGGAGCACAAUAUCGCUUUUGCAUUUUUACAUCUCCCCCAUUUUACGAUUCCCAACCUUUUUUAUUUUUUUUUUUUUUUUUAUUUUUUUUUAUUUUUUUGUUUUACCAUGCAAACUCUCGCCAAUCGCAUUCUACGUAUUGAAAUUUUCGCAUCGGAUAUCACCGUAAUUUUUUUUUCGCAAAAUCAAAAAUCAUUCACGAGUACAAAAAGCUAUCUUCAUCAUUCGGAACGAAUCUAGAAAAAAAGCCAACUACCGACUCACUGCGACCGUUAAUUUCAAAUUCAUUAAAAUGAUGUAUUCUUCUUCUUUUAAUUCAAUAGAGAGAGAAUGGCCUCACACGUGUACGCCGGAUCCGAUCGAUAUCUUGGAUCGUAGGGAUCCGAAAUUCAUUCAACCACCGAAUCGUGGAACUCGGUGAAAGUACUCGACAUGAAGCAGCUCCAUUUAUUAAAUCCCUAUCUCUUUCUACAGGUAGCUUUUAUCGUUGAUCUAAAGCAAGAGAGAACAUGUAAUAAAUCGAAAAACUUUUCAGCUCUUUCAAGAUCCAAAACUUUCGUCCAAACUGUUAGUUUUUUUUUUUUUUUUAAUUUUUUUUUUUAUUUUAUUCUACUUGUUAUCUUUUUUCUUGAAAUUUUUAGACCAUGAAUUUCCGCACAGUUUUACCGAGCGCGUAUCGGCACCGUCGAUCUUCCGAUAGGAUAACUAUAUCAGGGUGAGUUAACGGCGCCAUUAAGUCCGGACCGAACCAACCGACGUUUUCUCACGGUGACCAGAAUUCAUUAGCGAUAUCAAACAUACAAAUUCUAAAAUAGAAUAAUCAUCUUUACUCAGUUAUUAGUAUUUAUAGGUAUUAGAGACAAGAUGUUCAGAGUUGUGUAGAGAAACUGCAGUUCUACCAUUAAAAUACUUACGGCAAAUUUUCAACGAAUAAUUUUCACGUACGGAAAGAAGCGUAACAAACAACAUUUUCGAACGAAGUUUUACCCCGUGGUAUUACUUUUCUAUGUAUAGUUUUUGCAACUGCUCUAGUUUCUCGAGCAAAGAAAUGGUAGGAUACCGCGCGGAUAUACCUAUGUAGUUGGCCAUCGUAACCGUCCGCGCAAGCAAAAGCAUAACGAAUAGUAAACGAUAAUAUGGUCGUAAAAUAUAGUAAAGUACCUUACGUCCGUCGAUGAAACACUUUGCGAAAAGCUCGUUGUUGCGGUAACGCGUGCGAGGAAUGUCAAACGAAUCUUUGAUUUAUCGUUACAUCUAAUUUUCUAUAGGUCAAUAUACAAAGUUCCUACCAUUGUAUACUCCGUACCGGAGACAGUCACCGCGUGAUGGAUAAGAUUGAACCAGAUUACAGUUUUUAGCUUCAAUUUUUCUCUCGGUAUAGAUAAGCUCGUCAUUAUGAUCCUCACUUGUCGUAGGUAUAUACCGCAUCGGUAAUAAUACUGUGAACAAACUUCGAGUCGAAGUUGAAGAAUCGACCGGAUGCCCCUGCGGCUCGGUAAAUAAAUUCUUCGGGAAGUUUGAAGGACCUAAUUUAUCCGUCCGGCGAAAAGAUGGGAGUCCGAAGAUCGAACGGGAGUCACCUAAAACAUCAACCUUCUAAAUAGCCUACCGUUGGAGUACUUAUAUAGCGCAUACGCAAGUUCAAGUUCGCAUGGAGUUCCUCGAGUUCUCUCCGAAAAGUAUACUUCGGUACUCUUUCGAGUACCGAAUGAAGCUGGUGCAGGCCGAAGUGAGAAGCCCAACGAAGACGGUACUUUGGUAACUUGGGCAAAUGACGAGAGGGUGACCUUACGACCUCUGGGAAUCGGAGAACUCUGUCUCGGCUCGGGCAGGAAGAGAGCUCUUUGGCUAAGAGGAAACAGCCGGUGGUGGUCUGUCGCCACUAGACCAUGUAUAUAUGUAUAGUACGGUAACCGGGCAAAGUUUUCCCUCCAAGUGACGACCGAACCGUGUCCGUUCUCGAGUCUCCGGUAAAAUACCGGGUCACAGAUUUCUUCAAACAAAAUCAAAUGCGAUCGCGGUGGCGGUGCGGCUCUACAUUUUUUUUUCUUCUCUUUGCUCUCCCUUCAAAGUUCGUCGCCAUUAAAAGCUCCGCCGAAGCAACACCGUUAUAAUACACCCGCCCGACUUACUCGGCACGAUGCAACAACUAUUUCAACUACUCCACGUUCCACUGACAAUGAGUGAAACGGAUGAUAUUCGCGCGAAGUGCGGAACGAGAGAGAGAGAGAGAGAGAGGCAGAAUGAGCGCGGGUGAAUAAAUGGCAACGAUAAAUUGCUUUGGCAAAGCCUCGCCUCGCUUCGGCCACGUUCGCGCAAAUGCGAUGCAAACCCUGUAUACCGUACAGUACAGUAUCCGGGACGGACUCGCGAGCUACAUUCUUUACGAAGAUGCAUACGAAAUGAAGCCUGAGGAAAGAAAUAGCGGGGCAAGGGGAUGAUGCAAAAUAAGAUGGAGAUCAUGGUCUUGGGAGAUGAACAAGGACCGCGCAAAUUGGAUGGUUCUUUCAUAAGCAUAAGAUUAGGGUUCGCUCCGUACGUAUACGCGUGUAAGGCGUUUCGUAAAUUCCACUUCCGUUUAUGCCUAUACAUAUAUAUAUAUAUAUACAUGUAUAUGGAUACCCGCGGAGACAAACGUCACGGCGAUAAAUUUUCCAAGAGAUCGCAUACGGAUCACGUGCGUUCUUCGUUUUUCCAACCGUCGUCCGAAGCUGAAUCUAUAAAAUAUCAGGGAGUGCAGAGUUUCAGGAAUCUGACGUAUCCGUAUGCGAAUAGAACCUGUGUAUCCCUAUUUGCCGGAUAAAUAUUUAAUCUCGGUAACGAUCGAGGGAGGAAAAGCGAAGGUCGUUUAUCAGUUUCACACUUUCGUUGCACGCGAACCGAGAUGUCGCGUUUGUUAUGUUUAAUAAAUUUUUUAGAUGAACGAGAGGACGAUUUGGUGCGAGUGUGAAAAUCAGUCGCAUAAAAUGACGCCGAGUAUUUCCGUUUCUCCAAUUUGAUUGCACUUGAUGUCCGGUCAUGCGACGAAGCUUUUAUACUCGUGGGAAUCAGAUCCGUUGUAGCCUUGUGAAAUACACAAGGAAAAUAUCGAGACGUCGUAUUAUACGAGCGUCAAUUUCGAGCGAAGCCAACCCUUUUCAAGUUUUAUUGCACCUGAAAGGAUUCGUAAAUUCAAAGUAUUGGUCGUUGAGUGAUGAUACUCGAAGCCAAUCAACCGAUUUCAAUUCGAAGGAAGACGCAAAAAAGAAAAAAAAAAAACAAUCAAAAUCGAUAUAAGGAAAAGAGAUCGAGCGCCUUCGGUAAUCAUUUGAUCGAACUGUUAUUCAAACGAACCUCGUCGCGGCUGCACUUGCGCGAAGGACGAUCUUCGGUUCAUCUGUUUCGUGUUCGAAUUUUUUCGGUAGGUACUCUAAUGUUAUUUGGUAGAUAAAAGCUCUGCAUAAAUUGGUAGCCGUGGGGGCGUCGCACAUACGCGCCCGUGUGUGAGAAAAAAAGUAAAUAAAGUAAAACAAAAAAAAAAACAAAAACAAAAGGGUGGAAUAAAAUAAAAAAAAAUAGUAUAAAAGCGUAUAACUUUAAUCCCCUGGGAACACAGUAGAGCUGAUGUCUCGUUUUCGCUGCACUAAUUUGCAUCGGACAAAACUAUUGAUCGAAAUUUCGACACUGCGGCUAACGGUAUAGUGGUACAUGAUACAGCUUUCCCCAUAAUUUUUUUUUUAUUAUACAUAUAAUCACGUUAUCGAUAUGUAUUACGGAGAUACGGUUCCGUACUCUAAAGUAGACUAUCGUCUUUUUCUCCGUACGACGACCCGAGAAAUGCGGAGGGUAACUUCGUGACGCGGGGAUUAAAUAUUUAAAGACGUGUAGGCUGGUAAUUUCAGAAGUUGAUAAAAAUAAACUAUGUUUGCCCGGUGAUUCUCGAGCCUGUGUAAUACCUACUAUCCUCUCAGUCUCAUGUGGCCACUGAAGCCGCGAGUCCCAGAUUUUACCCCUAAGUCGCUGUAUACAUACCGUAGGCACUCCGAAAAAGCCGUGGCGCACAACCCAACGCCGCACGUAAUACGUACACGCCAACUACACGUACACGUACAUUAUGUACUUACGCGGUUAUCCUUAUGCGACGUGCCGUUCCAACUUCUGGAAGAACAAAAAGCGAGAAAAAAAACUUAAAAAAAAAAAUGAAGUUAGAAAAAUAAAGAAAAAAAAAAAAAAAAAAAAAAACAC
Molecule: messenger RNA, 9814 nt
Organism: Athalia rosae (coleseed sawfly)
Lineage: Eukaryota; Metazoa; Arthropoda; Insecta; Hymenoptera; Athaliidae
Product: facilitated trehalose transporter Tret1-like
Exons: 2
Coding region: 119-1537 (472 amino acids)
Biological process (GO): transmembrane transport
Cellular component (GO): membrane
Molecular function (GO): transmembrane transporter activity
Source: RefSeq, a predicted model, not a curated record